Messenger RNA from Suillus subaureus, 534 nucleotides. RefSeq lists its product as uncharacterized. The transcript has 3 exons. Lineage: Eukaryota; Fungi; Basidiomycota; Agaricomycetes; Boletales; Suillaceae. Bases 1 to 534 code for a protein of 177 amino acids. The record is from RefSeq and is a predicted model, not a curated record.
AUGGACCCACCCCAUUGGCUUUUGACUGCACAUGAUAUCAAUAGCGCCUUCAAGGCCACAAGGGAGGAGCACAGCAGCUCUGGGAGGAGAAAGAAAAAAGUUGUGAUUGAAAUUCUCAAUACUGCCACCACAUUAUCUUCUAUAAGCGAGCAGAAGCAGUCAUCACACUUACUGUAUACAAAAGAGUUCAACAAUGUCAAGAACAAGUUGCAGUGCUUGGAGCAUCCAGGAGAUAAUAUCUUCUGUUGGGUUGAUGUCACACAGCUAAAUGCUCCACACUAUCCACUGUGUACACAGGACCUGCAAGAGUGGGCCAAAUACUUGCACCAGACUCAAGAUCCUGACAAUGCAUGUGUCACACUACCCAGCACUGUCUAUUUUGAUGAAAUUUGGAAGUCACAUAAGGAACGCUCUGCAUCAUCACUCCAGAGAGUGCCCACCGAGGUCAUGUCUCCCAUUCAAAUCCACAAUCAUAUUCAUCUCUCAUCCUCUGUCAAUGACAUGGCAAUCUCUGAUGGAACACUUUCAAGAUGA